Molecule: messenger RNA, 1215 nt
Organism: Necator americanus (New World hookworm)
Lineage: Eukaryota; Metazoa; Nematoda; Chromadorea; Rhabditida; Ancylostomatidae
Exons: 10
Coding region: 1-1215 (404 amino acids)
Source: RefSeq, a predicted model, not a curated record
AUGCCACGAAAAGACAGCGAGAGCAGCUCGUCGAGUCACGAAGAGUCUCAUCGUGAAGACGAGUCACUCUCUAGUGAUGUCGUGGUCAACAAGUAUCAGAUGGCUGCCCAAAUGGUCAACGAAAUCCUCAAGAAACUGAUCUCAGAGGUAAAGGAAGGGGUAGAAGUUGGCACUCUCUGCACCAUGGGCGAUAGUCUUAUACUCGAGAAGACAUCCAAAGUGUUUGUCAAGGAAAAAGAUGUUACGAAGGGUAUUGCUAUGCCAACGUGCAUCUCUGUAGACCAUUGUAUCUGCCACUAUUCACCUCUUCGAUCGGAUCCACCUGUUGUGUUAAAAAAUGGGCAGAUGGUGAAGAUCGACCUUGGUGUUCAUAUUGACGGCUACAUUGCCACAGCAGCGAACACUGUUGUUGUUGGAGCUAGCCCAACGAAUAAAGUCACGGGUAAGCAUGCUGCUCUACUGAAGGCCACGUAUGAAGCAAUGGAAGUUGCGAUUCGUAUGCUUCAACCUGGUAACAAAAAUAUGGACAUUACUGCUGCUAUCGACAAGGUCGCUGCCGAAUAUGGUAUGACUCCAAUCGAAAAUAUGGUUUCACACCAACUGCAGAGAGAUCAAAUAGAUGGAGAGAAGCAGAUAAUCCAAAAUCCUGGAGAAAAACAGCGAAGCGAAAUGGAAAAGUGCACCAUAGACAAACAUGAAGCCUACGCCAUCGAUGUUUUGUUUUCUACUGGCAAAGGAAAAUCCAAGGAUAUGGACACUCGUACAACAGUUUACAAAAGGAAUGAGGAUAUCCAGUAUUCAUUGAGAUUGAAAGCUGCCAGGGCACUAAUGAAAGAUGUCAAAGAUAAGUUUGGAGUUAUGCCAUUCACACUACGAGCUUUGGAAGAUGAGGUGAAGGCAAAGAUGGGUGUUGUAGAGCCUGAGAAACAUGGACUUCUCCGGCCGUACCAGGUGCUGUACGAAAGUGCCGGCGAAGUUGUCGCUCAGUUUAAAACUACAGUACUGGUAAUGCCAAACGGACUGCUUAAAAUAGCAGGCCUUCCUCUAGACAUGAACCUCAUUGAUACUGACGCAAAAAUGCAGGAUUCCGAAUUAAUUGCCACAUUGAACUCGCAACUAAAGAAGAAAAAGAAGAAGCCGGCUAAGAAGGACAUCCCUGCAGCUGCAACGAACAAUACAGCACCUCCCGUAGCUGAGCCAGUUGCUGCAAAGUAG